GGCAGGCCACUAAUGUUGGAAAAAGUACAGAGUCCAUUGAAAGACAUACUUGCUACUUUCUGAAUUCUUGGAUUUUUGUUGUUGUUGUUCAUCUUGCUGACUUUCACUGAAGGUUAUUGUAGCCUGGGUCUCAAGGCCAGAAAAGUUUACAAGCCACACCUUUUGCCAAACUCAAUGCUGUACACCCUAUACCCAAGGACAUUUUAUAUUUAUACCUAAUAAUGUCUUCUUGUUCUGACACUGGCAACAUACAGGAAUCUAUAAAACAUGGACUUACACCAGUUGGUGCCGCUCUCCCGGACGGACACGGAGCCCCCAUCCCGGCCCGCAGCCGCCUUGUCAUGCUGCCCAAAGUGGAGACGGAAGCCCUGGGACUCGCCCGAGCGAAUGGGGAGCAGGGGCAGAUGCCGGAAAACAUGCAAGUGUCUCAGUUUAAAAUGGUGAAUUACUCUUAUGAUGAAGACCUGGAAGAACUGUGUCCAGUUUGUGCAGAUAAAGUGUCUGGUUACCAUUAUGGACUUCUCACCUGUGAAAGCUGCAAGGGAUUCUUUAAACGAACGGUCCAGAAUAACAAAAGGUACACGUGUAUAGAAAAUCAGAACUGUCAGAUUGACAAAACACAGAGAAAGCGUUGCCCUUACUGUCGAUUUCAAAAAUGUCUAAGUGUUGGAAUGAAGUUAGAAGCUGUGAGAGCUGACCGAAUGCGUGGGGGUCGAAAUAAAUUUGGACCAAUGUACAAGAGAGACAGGGCACUGAAGCAGCAGAAGAAAGCUCUUAUCCGAGCAAAUGGACUUAAAUUGGAAGCCAUGACUCAAGUGAUCCAAGCAAUGCCCACUGACCUGACAAUAUCCUCUGCAAUCCAGAAUAUCCACUCUGCUUCCAAAGGCCUACCUCUGAACCAUACUGCCUUGCCUCCUACAGACUAUGACAGAAGUCCCUUUGUAACCUCUCCAAUUAGCAUGACAAUGCCGCCUCAUGGCAGCCUACAAGGUUACCAAACCUACGGCCACUUUCCAAGCCGUGCUAUCAAGUCUGAGUACCCUGACCCUUACACUAGCUCUCCAGAGUCAAUAAUGGGCUACUCAUACAUGGAUAGUUAUCAGACAAGCUCACCGGCAAGUAUUCCACAUCUGAUAUUGGAACUCUUGAAGUGCGAGCCAGAUGAGCCACAAGUCCAGGCUAAGAUCAUGGCAUAUUUGCAGCAGGAGCAAGCUAACAGAAGCAAACAUGAAAAGCUCAAUACAUUUGGGCUUAUGUGUAAAAUGGCUGACCAAACCCUCUUCUCCAUUGUUGAGUGGGCAAGGAGUAGCAUCUUUUUUAGAGAACUUAAGGUUGAUGACCAAAUGAAGCUGCUUCAGAAUUGCUGGAGUGAACUCUUAAUUCUAGAUCACAUUUACCGGCAAGUGGUACAUGGGAAAGAAGGCUCCAUCCUUCUAGUUACUGGGCAACAAAUGGAUUAUUCAGUAAUAGCAUCUCAAGCAGGAGCCACCCUCAACAACCUUAUGAGCCACGCACAGGAGCUAGUAGCGAAGCUUCGUUCCCUGCAGUUUGAUCUACGAGAGUUUGUGUGUCUCAAAUUCUUGGUGCUCUUUAGUUUAGAUGUCAAAAACCUUGAGAACUUCCAGCUUGUGGAAGGUGUUCAGGAACAAGUGAAUGCUGCUCUGCUGGACUAUACAAUGUGCAACUAUCCACAACAGACAGACAAAUUUGGCCAACUUCUCCUGCGGCUACCAGAAAUCCGGGCCAUCAGUAUGCAGGCCGAAGAAUACCUCUACUACAAACACCUGAAUGGGGAUGUGCCAUGUAAUAACCUUCUCAUUGAAAUGCUGCAUGCAAAGAGAGCAUAAAUUAUACCCAUUAGAGCUUCUGCUUUCAAGAAAAAAAAAUACUCUGAACUGCUCCAAGCAACGCUAAUUAAAAACUUGGUUUUAAGACUUUGCAAAAUGGUAUAAUAAUCAAAUACUUAAUAGUAAAUAAGUGAUGUAUCAGGGUAUUUGUAUUGCAAACUGUGAAUCAAAUGCUACACAUCCCCAAAGGAAUCUGUAUAGGACUUUGUACUGGAAUGAAACAAGCUUAUAAGUGGAUCUAUCACCAAUGU
This is a messenger RNA of Trachemys scripta elegans, 2098 nucleotides long. It is a transcript of the gene NR5A2, whose product is annotated as nuclear receptor subfamily 5 group A member 2. The record is from RefSeq and is a predicted model, not a curated record. Gene Ontology annotation, molecular function: zinc ion binding; nuclear receptor activity; RNA polymerase II cis-regulatory region sequence-specific DNA binding. Gene Ontology annotation, cellular component: RNA polymerase II transcription regulator complex. Gene Ontology annotation, biological process: hormone-mediated signaling pathway; regulation of transcription by RNA polymerase II; tissue development. NCBI's taxonomy places the organism in Eukaryota, Metazoa, Chordata, Testudines, Emydidae. The transcript is spliced from 8 exons. The coding region runs from base 222 to 1847 and encodes 541 amino acids.